This is a messenger RNA of Aphanomyces astaci, 793 nucleotides long. RefSeq lists its product as hypothetical. The transcript has a single exon. NCBI's taxonomy places the organism in Eukaryota, Oomycota, Saprolegniomycetes, Saprolegniales, Verrucalvaceae. The record is from RefSeq and is a predicted model, not a curated record. The coding region runs from base 44 to 511 and encodes 155 amino acids.
AAUUUGCAACGCCCAUCGUCGGUGCAAGAUCGUCAGAAUCAUCAUGGCAGCACCCUUGCACAACCACAACCUGGCGGCGGUGGUGAACCUUGUCAACGAGUACGCGUACCUGUUCGGGACGAACAACGGCAGCCCGACGCAGCUUCUGAACCUGUUCACGGAGGACGCGUCGUUGAACGACGACUUUGUUGGGCAGUCGCGCGGCCACAACGAGAUCCGUCGGUCGCUUGAAGAACUGUUUGGCCUCGAGUUCCUUGCCGAAGCAUCGCACAUCCCCCAAGGACACUUUGUCUCGUUCGUGUCGGAGAAGGAGGCGACGGCGACGUCGUACACGGUCAUGUUCUGGAAGUCCAACCCCGUGUUGAUCGUCAAGUGGACCGACGUCGUGGUGCUCGUCGACGGCACGUGGCGCUUCCAAAGUCGAACGUCCGAAGCCAUCCAAAAGAACCUGGAGCACUUGGGCGAAAUGCAGCUCAAGGGCAAGAAACAGUACCCCCAGCACACGGAAUAAUCAACCCAACACAUCUCCCCCCCUUCCAUCGUACCCAACAUCUGAUCAUAUUCCAUUAGCUUCGACCGACCUUCCUACUCUCUCUCUUCUCUUGCAUCUCCUUCCUCCACUUGCCAUCGCGAAUGGUGCUUAUAGAAUUCCCAUGCAGCAAUACUGGUACUUGUCGUACCACCGCGUACGCCAGUUGUCCAGGGACUGGUCAAUCAAGUCAUUCACAAACUCCUAAAACACAACCAAAUGAAUCUCACACGUCCAAAUGUCACCUUCUCUCUCUCUCUCUCU